ACGACAUCCUUCUACCUCGCCCUCUCGCCCUGCGCCUACAGCGAUCCGCUCGGAGGACUUCUCGCCGAACACAUCUCUCCGCAUUUGCUUUCCUACUAUCCUCCUCUGAAUGGCGUUCUUCUCGCAUUCGAAAACGCACGCAUGUCUGAGUCUCCAGAUCAAGUGAGCGAAGGGCCAUCAGACGUCCUCGCGCGCAGCUUCAACGAAUACGCAGUCUCAUUCCUCUGGCUGACCUGCGACUUCCUCGUCUUCCGACCCUCGCCGGGCACGUAUUUGGAAGGCGACGUCAACCUUCAGAACGAAGGACUCCUUGGUCUGAUCUGCUUCAACUAUUUCAACGUGUCCAUCCCGAAAGAGAACAUGCCUUCAGAUUGG
Messenger RNA from Pseudocercospora fijiensis CIRAD86, 375 nucleotides. RefSeq lists its product as uncharacterized. Gene Ontology annotation, biological process: DNA-templated transcription initiation. The transcript has a single exon. The record is from RefSeq and is a predicted model, not a curated record. Gene Ontology annotation, cellular component: RNA polymerase I complex. Lineage: Eukaryota; Fungi; Ascomycota; Dothideomycetes; Mycosphaerellales; Mycosphaerellaceae. The annotation marks the transcript as partial.